Molecule: messenger RNA, 692 nt
Organism: Saprolegnia diclina VS20
Lineage: Eukaryota; Oomycota; Saprolegniomycetes; Saprolegniales; Saprolegniaceae
Exons: 1
Coding region: 25-615 (196 amino acids)
Biological process (GO): regulation of transcription by RNA polymerase II
Cellular component (GO): nucleus
Molecular function (GO): DNA-binding transcription factor activity, RNA polymerase II-specific; RNA polymerase II cis-regulatory region sequence-specific DNA binding
Source: RefSeq, a predicted model, not a curated record
UUUCAUUUUCAUUUUUGCUGCGCCAUGGAGCUUGACCGACCGUUCCAGUGCCCCGUCGACGGCUGCAAGAAGCGCUUCAAGCGCCGAUUUACCUUGCACGAGCACCAAAAAACACAUACGGGGCUGCGGCCAUUUGCCUGCGUCGAGCCCAACUGCGGCAAGCGCUUUACCACAUCUGGGAACCUGAUUCGGCAUUCGCACACGCACCGCGUCGACAAGCCGUUCGCGUGCGCCUGGAACACGUGCGCCAAGCGGUUUUGCUCGCGCGAGAAGCUCGUGCGCCACCUCCCGACGCACGUUGGGCUGCGACCUUACGCCUGCCACGUGUGCGGUCAGUCGUUCUCGACGUCGGGGAACCUGGCGCGCCACACCAAGACGCAAGCCCAUGCGAGCACCCAAGGCGACGCGAUAUCAAGCUCAACGUGGAUGGAUUUGAGCCGGCUUCUUCUCAAGGACGACCUUCCGAUCGCAAAGACCAAGAAACGCAGUCGCGUCGCGGACGAGAUCGCCAUGCCGCGCGUACCACUAAAUGUCGAGCCAAUCCAAGUGCUGCCGUACGACGCGGAGCCGUGGAGUCGGGACGGACUCUGUAGCGCCAUGACGGCAGGUUUAUAGUUGUCGUAACUUCCUUUAUAACUUGGUGCUGGAUGGCACAGCGACAAUGCGGAGCUGGCAUCCAAACAAAAGACGCA